This is a messenger RNA of Dentiscutata erythropus, 219 nucleotides long. The record is from the annotation of a GenBank genome assembly. Lineage: Eukaryota; Fungi; Glomeromycota; Glomeromycetes; Diversisporales; Gigasporaceae.
AUGGAAGUUCAUUGUGUAGAAGUGGGUAAGAAAGAUUGUGAAAGUUUGAAAUAUAGAGAAAAAGAUGAUAAAGUUGCUUCUGGUGUUGAAAUCAAUAUUGAUAGUAUUAAAGUGGUUCAAAAGUUCUAUGUUAAUGAAUUAAUACUUGUGAUUUCAGAAGAACUGAUUGUUGAUAAAAAUGUUGUCGAUAAAGGAAGUGUAAUGAAGAAUUAUGAUUAA